CCAGAAGGGUCUCCUCCCUGCUUAGCACAGUCCCCUGGCACGCACGAGACCUGCCUCCUCCCUGGCCCCUCCCCCUGGGCUCUUUCAGUUUUCUUCUGGGCGGAGCAGAGAAAGCCCUGGCGGGAGGCACCCGGGGAGCAGAAGCAGGAGCAGAGCAGCAGGCAGCAGGGAGUGUCCCAGAAACCGGUAUCCAGGACAAGGGACCCCUGGGGCCUCCCCCAUCAGCCAGCCAUGGGGACCUGGCCCUCUGAGUCCCCUGGACGCAUCCCCCAGCCCUGCGUUCCCAGCAUGCUCGGCAUCCUCCUGCUCCUGGCCGCCUCCCUGAGUGCUCAGAACUCAAGCUGGGACAGGCCCUCUUGUACAGAGGGCGUGGUGUCCGUGCCCAGGGGCCAGCGGGCAGUGAUGGCCUGCAACAUGUCCAACGCCUUCUCCGACAUCUCCAUCCGGCUGCGCGCCCACGGAAAGACCGUGACCAUCUUCGAAAAGCGGCCCCCGGGACGCUUCUCCAGGGAUGGCUGGACACUCCAGGUGCACGGAGGCCAGGCCCAGCUGGUGAUCACAGCCGCCCAGGACGCCCACGCGGGACAAUACGAGUGGCGUCUGCGAGGGCUCCAGAGAACCACCAGAGCCACGUAUCUGAACGUCUCAGCAGAGUCUCAAGACCAGGAGGAGGCAGCAGGCCUGAGGCCGUCCACACCUCCCUGGGGCACUGCAAGCCAGGUCCCAGGCUCAGAGAGGCUGCAAGCCAGGUCCCAGGCCACACGCCCCAGUCCAUGGUGGGGGCGCUGGUUGCUGUCCUUCUCUUGAUCCUGGUGGUGGGCUCCCUUGGCUGGUGUUGGCGCCGGCGUUCUCCGAAGUGUGUGCAGGUACCGGACAAGAGCCACCUGGAGGAGGACGGGUUCAUUCUGGCUCACAGUUUCAGGGGUUUAGUCUGCGGUCAGCCAAGUCCAUGGCUCUAGACCCAGGCGAGACAGAACACUGGCGAAGGCGACCCCCCACCCACUGUCGUCUUGACAGGGUCUCAGUGAGGAUGAACGCUGGCCAAGCCACGCUGGUCGGUGGGAAACCGAAACCAGGAGACCCUUUUUUAUGUCAUUGGGACUUUGCAUUUUCAUGCUGAUGUUCCUGACAGGAGGCAUGAGCAUGUUAAAUGCCAAACAAGUUAAAUUUCAGGUGGCUAGAACAGAACAGGCAGUUCACGCCUUGGAGGCUGUUCUACUACCCCUCAGCACAUCAAGGACAAAGCAGAAGGCUGUGCUUCUAUCUCAGCACAUUGUGGACAAACCUGAUCACGGACAACAGUCAUCCUCUGAAAGGUCAUGAGAAUCUUAGGCGCCACAUUGAUCAUAUCAACUAGAACCCAAGCCCAUAUUUCCGGCCUCUUAGAAAACCUAAUCAGUAUGCUUAUUUCACAAAGUUCACCACAUGCAGUUUCAUUUUUGAUUAAGGAAAGUUAUAUUAUACACUUAGGAAAGUUAAAACAUAUAAAGAUACAUUCUUCUCUUUUUAUAAACUCUUUCUUACUUUACAUAGGCAUAUAUGAUGAGCAUAGUUGAUAUUGGUGGAAAGUGGAUUGAUGUUUAGAACUUACUUUUUAUUGAGAUGAUUAUAAAGAUAUGAGAACUAGUGCACCUUGACUGAGAAACAAAGAAACUCUUUGAGAAAGCAGCUCAAACAGUUUUAUGAGAAUAAAUUUAGGAAUUAAUUAAAACAGCU
Molecule: messenger RNA, 1716 nt
Organism: Ictidomys tridecemlineatus (thirteen-lined ground squirrel)
Lineage: Eukaryota; Metazoa; Chordata; Mammalia; Rodentia; Sciuridae
Source: RefSeq, a predicted model, not a curated record